Messenger RNA from Dentiscutata erythropus, 143 nucleotides. The record is from the annotation of a GenBank genome assembly. Lineage: Eukaryota; Fungi; Glomeromycota; Glomeromycetes; Diversisporales; Gigasporaceae.
CCACGUUUUGUUAUGAAAACGUUUGUAAUAAGCGAAACUUCGUAGUGGGCGACGAUUGUGACAGACAACUUCUUGUAAUAGCAACUUUCUAUGAUGGGCAAUAUCGCACAGUAGUGGAUAGUGUCUUAUUAGUAGUUGCAGUG